AUGGGCGAUGUGGAGGAGAGUAUUACAGGGGUUACAUGUGCCAGUGUGAUUAUGACUGUCUCACUCACGAUGAGUGCUGUAUGGACUACGAAUCCCAGUGCACCACCAGUAAGGACUUUUCUUAUAUUUUUACUGUAUUAGUGGUAUCUGAGUUUCCCAAACUGGGUCUUGGGGACCCCUAGGGAUGCACGUUUUGUUUUUUGUCCUAGCACUACACAGCUGAUUCAAAUAAUCAAAGCGUGAUGAUGAGUUGAUUAUUUGAAUCAGCUGUGUAGUGCUAUGGCAAAAGCCAAAAUGUGCACCCCUUGGGUCUGCAGUACAGAGUUUGGGAAACCCUGCAUUAUCAUAAACAAAAUGUACAUCAUAAUGAUCCAUGAGAGUGUAUGAUGUGUAAUUUAUUCAGAUGAUAAAGACCCACAUGUACAUACAGGUAUUAUGCAUGUGUUAUAAUAACAUAACCAGGACUGGUGUGAUAAUGGAUGUACUGUAUGUCUGUGUACCAGGUGACGCGUGUAAAGGGCGGUGUGGUGAAUCCUUUAAGAGGGGAAGGCUGUGUGACUGUGAUCCUGACUGUGCACGGUACAACAAGUGCUGCCCAGAUUACAACAGUCAGUGUGGCAUAGAAGGUUAGUAAAAUGUCAAAGACACCUAACAUAGUCUUGUGAAGUAAAAUCUUACAAUGAAACCAUGCAGUUUUUCUGCAUAUAACUUUUAUUUAUAUAUUAUUUCAUGCAGGGACGCAACUUUGAUUUUAGAAGUGAGAGAGACAUCACUUUUUUUUUCAGUCGGAUAAACACUCCAAACAGCCAUAUAUACGAUUGCUCGGAGGCAUCCGGAUGGUCCUAAAGCACACCGUUGCCUCGUUUUGUAUCACAUUCCAAUUAUAAAACUGGGGGGGACAAAAAUGCAAUUUCAGAAUGUAGUGGGGACAUGUCCCCAGUGAAAGUUGCACCCCUGAUUUCAUGUAUGAAAUAAUAUGUAUGACAUGAAACAAUGUAUGAAAUAAUGUCUAGUACAUGAUAGUAUGACAAGAAAGAUAGGGAUGCUGGCACUAUGCAUGUACAGUGCAUUCGGAAAGUAUUCAGACCCCUUCCCUUUUUCCACAUUUUGUUACGUUACAGCCUUAUUCUAAAUUUGAUUAAAUAAAAAAUGUACCUCAUCAAUCUACAGACAAUACCCCAUAAUGACAAAGCGAAAACAGGUUUGUAGAAAUUUUAGCAAAUGUAUUAAAAAUAAAAAACAGAAAUACAUAACUAUUCAGACCCUUUGCUAAGAGACUCGAAAUUGAGCUCAGGUGCAUCUUGUUUCCAUUGAUCAUCCUUGAGAUGUAUCUACAACUUGAUUGGAGUCCACCUGUGGUAAAUUCAAUUGAUUGGACAUGAUUUGGAAAGGCACACACCUGUCUAUAUAAGGUUCCACAGUUGACAGUGCAUGUCAGAGCAGAAACCAAGCCAUGAGGUCGAAGGAAUUGUCCGUAGAGCUCCGAGAUAGGAUUAUGUCGAGGCACAGAUUUGGGGAAGGGUACCAAAAAAUUUCUGCACCAUUGACGGUCCCCAAGGACAUAGUGGCCUCCAUCAUUCUUAAAUGGAAGAAGUUUGGAACCACCAAGACACUUCCUAGAGCUGGCCGCCUGGCCAAUCUGAGCAAUUGGGGGAGAAAAGCCUUGGUCAGGGAGGUGACCAAGAAUGCAAUGGUCACACAAAGCUCCAGAGUUCCUCUGUGGAGAUGGGAGAAGGACAACCAUCUCUGCAGCACUCCACCUAUAAGGCCUUUAUGUUAGAGUCACCAGACGGAAGCCACUCCUCAGUAAAAGGCACAUGACAGCCUGCUUGGAGUUUGCCAAAAGGCACCUAAAGACUCGCAGACCAUGAGAAACAAGAUUCUCUGGUCUGAUGAAACCAAGAUUGAACUCUUUGGCCUGAAUGCCAAGCGUCACGCCUGAAGGAAACCUGGCACAAUCCCUAUGGUGAAGCAUGGUGAUGGCAGCAUCAUGCCGUGGGGAUGUUUUUCAGCGGCAGGAACUGGGAGACUAGUCAGGAUCGAGGCAAAGAUGAACAGAGCAAAGUACAGAGAGAUCCUUGAUGAAAACCUGCUCCAGAGAGCUAAGGACCUCAGCCAGGGGCGAAGGAUCACCUUCCAACAGGACAAUGACCCUAAGCACACAGCCAAGACAACACAGGAGUGGCUUCGGGACAAGUCUCUGAAUGUCCUUGAGUGGCCCAGCCAGAGCCCGGACUUGAACUCGAUCUAACAUCUCCCCAUCCAACCUGACAGAGCUUGAGAGGAUCUACAGAUAAAAAUGGGAGAUACUCCCCAAAUAGUGGUGUACCAAGCUUGUAGCGUCAUACCCAAGAAGACUUGCUGCCAAAGGUGCUUCAACAAAGUACUGAGUAAAGGGUCUGAAUACUUAUGUAAAUGUGAUAUUUCCGGGGGGGGUUUGCAAAUUUUUCUACAAACCUGUUUUUGCUUUGUCAUUUUGGGGUAUUGCGUGUAGAUUGAUGAGUGAAAAAAAACAAUUUAAUCAAUUUUAGAAAAGGCUGUAACCUAACAAAAUGUGGAAAAAGUCAAGGGGUCUGAAUACUUUCCGAAGUUACUGUAAAUAGGCAAAUACAUUUUAAACUCAUGCAGUAGCCUGCAUCAGUUUGUUUUGACUAUUUUCUCUUUUAAUAAUUAUUACAGACAACACCAAAAAAACAGGCAGCACAGCAACACUGAAGACUAGCUCAUGCAAUAACAUAAACGAUGACUAA
Molecule: messenger RNA, 2750 nt
Organism: Coregonus sp. 'balchen'
Lineage: Eukaryota; Metazoa; Chordata; Actinopteri; Salmoniformes; Salmonidae
Source: the annotation of a GenBank genome assembly